Phaedon cochleariae (mustard beetle) is the source of this 1452-nucleotide messenger RNA. Lineage: Eukaryota; Metazoa; Arthropoda; Insecta; Coleoptera; Chrysomelidae. The record is from the annotation of a GenBank genome assembly.
GUUAACCUCAGGAAGUUUCCGAACCCCGGUUAAAAUUCGAAAAUUUGAUGGACGAGAAUAAAUCCAGGAUAUUAUGUCGGAUAGAAAGUGCUUAUACAACAAAAAUCAUCAUUUACAUAUUACUCACAGUAAUGGCUUCAUAGAGGAACGAAAUCUGAACAUAUCAAUCAAUAAUUUGAUAGAUUCACUGCUGAUCAAAAUACGGGAUCCUACAGAAUUUACUUUCAACUAUACAGAAGGUAUAAAUGAAAGUGAAUAUGAAACAAUUAGAUCAAAACAAAACCUUGAUAUUGAUUUCAUUGAAUUCAAAACUACCCUACUUGAUAUGUUGCAGCUGUUUCAGAAGAAAGAAAUGUUUUUGAAGUGUGAAAUAUCAGAUGACAUUUGUAGCCUAAUAUUCUACAAGAAAUCGAAAAUAAAAAGUAUCAUUUACUUGAGUCUGGACUUGCACAAAACAGACCAAAAAGAAAUCUUCAAUGAACUGAUUGAUAACUUGCAACGUAUACAGGACUCCAAUGAUACAUUGAAAAAACAGUUGGCUAAUGUAAGGAAGACAGUCGCCGAGAGGGAAAAACAGAUACAGCAACUGACGUGGCUCAAAAAUCAACUGGAGCGCCAAUUUUCCAAUGAACUCAAGAAGGUCGAAGAUUUUUUCAUCGCUAAAAGUAGGGACUUGGAGGAAUUGGCGCAAAAUAGAAUCCGAUUGACACAGCAACGAAUCGUUAAACUAGUGGAAGACGUGAACAGUGUUAAAUCGCAAACAGUUUUGAAAUUUGCCUCUAAUGUCAGAUUGUCCAAUACAAUUGAAAGUCUCAGGUUUGAAGCGACGGAAAAUGCCAAAUUGAUGAAUCAAUUGAAGAAGGAAAAUUGCGUCCUGCAAUCCGUGAACGCCAAUCAUGAAAAAAAUAUCGCUGAUUUGAGGCAUAUUUUGAAUGAGAGAGAUACAGCAGUCAAGGGACUUUCCAAAAGAAAUGAGGAACUACGGAUGGAUAAUGAAAAAGCUACGAAAGUUAUUGCACAAAACAAGGCCAACAUUGAAGAACUGUCAAAGGAUUUAGUACAAGCCAAUCAAAUGCUCGUUAAUUUCAAUAGUCAUUAUGACUCUAAAAUCAAACAGGUGGAACAGCUGAACGAAGCAUUACGCUCGAAAGAGGAAAUCCUCAAUGGCCAAAAACUCAAGCAUCAUAAAGUUGUUCAGGACUUCGAUAACUAUAAGGCCUUAUACAAUAAGGAGAUACAGGAGAAACUCAAACACGAACUGUUUCUUUCUAAUAGUAAAAUUGAGGAGCUCGAAAAAGCAAUAAGAAAAGCAAAUAAAAUGAAUACUCUGCUGACUGAAAAGGUCAAUAAUAUGACCCUAAAUUCCAAAGGAACGUGAAGAAAUCGAUGUGGAUUUUAGCUUGAUAACUCAUUUUUUUAUAGAAUCUUACUUUUAUUUCGAUAUUGGAGAUA